This is a messenger RNA of Cucurbita moschata (crookneck pumpkin), 740 nucleotides long. RefSeq lists its product as uncharacterized. NCBI's taxonomy places the organism in Eukaryota, Viridiplantae, Streptophyta, Magnoliopsida, Cucurbitales, Cucurbitaceae. The record is from RefSeq and is a predicted model, not a curated record. The transcript has 6 exons. Bases 114 to 506 code for a protein of 130 amino acids. Gene Ontology annotation, cellular component: nucleus. Gene Ontology annotation, molecular function: RNA binding.
UAAAAUAAUAUAAAAUUAAAGAAAGUCCAUCACUUUCACUCUCCUUUCUCAUAGUCGCACUUCCAGAAGUGAGUGUUAGGGUUAGGGUUAGGGUUUUAGGUUUCAGAAGCUCGAUGGAAGAGAUUACAGAGGGUGUCAACUCCAUUGCAUUGACAGCUGAUUCGCAGAAGAAGAAUCGAAUUCAAGUCUCCAACACCAAGAAGCCCCUAUUCUUCUAUGUUAAUCUCGCCAAGAGGUAUAUGCAGCAGUACAAUGAGGUCGAGCUUUCUGCGCUUGGAAUGGCCAUUGCAACUGUUGUGACUGUUGCGGAAAUUCUGAAAAACAAUGGACUGGCUUUAGAAAAGAAGAUAAUGACUUCUACUGUUGAUAUCAAGGAUGAUUCUCGUGGGAGACCAGUUCAAAAAGCUAAGAUUGAGAUUGUGCUGGGGAAAACUGAAAACUUCGAUGAACUGAUGGCUGCUGCUGCAGAGGAAAGGGAAAACGAAGAUGGUGAAGAGCAGAGUUGAAAAGGAUUUCACUUCCAUCAACAAAGCUAAAGGAAAGCGGAGACAAAACAUGUUACUUCAUGGCACAGAGAAUAUCACUCAAUAGAGCCGGUUUCAAACUAUGUAUUAGUUCCAUUUGGCAAUGUGAUGCUCGAAUUCAGCUAUUCAAACUGUACUUUAUGUAUGACCAUAAACCUCUUUUUGUCACUGAAAAUUUGUGGUUUUAGUCCAUUUUUAUCUCUUAGAUAUUGAAAA